Molecule: messenger RNA, 7036 nt
Organism: Cavia porcellus (domestic guinea pig)
Lineage: Eukaryota; Metazoa; Chordata; Mammalia; Rodentia; Caviidae
Gene: Ace2
Product: angiotensin converting enzyme 2
Exons: 19
Coding region: 264-2705 (813 amino acids)
Biological process (GO): proteolysis
Cellular component (GO): plasma membrane
Molecular function (GO): metallopeptidase activity; peptidyl-dipeptidase activity
Source: RefSeq, a predicted model, not a curated record
CCUACACCCUGGGAAUAAGGACUGAGUCAGCUGCUGAGAUUCAAAAGAAUGACUACUGAGGUCUCCUUGCAGUCUGUGUUGCCAUGAUCCCUUGGCUAUGGAUGACCAGAACUUGACAUCGAUACUCUUUGGAUUUCAUACGUGUGGAGACAUUCCUACUUUGUGAUCCUGACUGAAUUUUGAACAGUGCCCAACCCAAGUUCAAAGGCUGUUGAGAGAAAAACUCAGGAGGCGAUUUUACACUAGGGAAAGUUGUUCAGUGGAUGAGAUCUGGUGGACGGGGAAAGAUGUCCGGCUCUUUCUGGUUCCUGCUCAAUCUUGUUGCUGUAACUACUGCUCAGUUCAACCUCGAGGAACAGGCCAAGACAUUUUUGGAUGAGUUUAAUCUGAAAGCUGAAGACCUGUAUUAUCAAAGUUCACUUGCUUCUUGGAAUUAUAACACCAAUAUUACUGAUGAAAAUGUCCAAAAGAUGAGUGAGGCUGGGGGCAUUUUGUCUGCCUUUUAUGAAGAACAGUCAAACCUUGCCAAAGCAUAUCCAUUGCAAGACAUCCAGAAUCUCACAGUCAAGCGUCAGUUGCGGAUCCUUCAGCAGAGUGGAUCUUCAGGGUUUUCUGCAGACAAGAACAAACAGUUGAGCACAAUUCUGAACACAAUGAGCACCCUCUAUAGUACUGGAAAAGUUUGUUACCCGAGUGAUCCACAGGAGUGCUUACUGCUUGAACCAGGUUUGGCUGACAUAAUGUCAAAGAGCACAGACUACAAUCUGAGGCUCUGGGCUUGGGAAGGCUGGAGGUCUAAGGUUGGCAAGCAGCUAAGGCCGUUGUAUGAAGAGUACGUGGCCCUGAAGAAUGAGAUGGCAAGAGCAAACAAGUAUGAGGACUAUGGAGAUUACUGGAGAAGAGAUUAUGAAGUAGAAGACAUGGAUGGCUACAACUAUAGCCGUAACCAGUUGAUUGAAGAUGUGGAGCGUACCUUUGCUGAGAUUAAACCAUUAUAUGAACAACUCCAUGCCUAUGUGAGAACCAAGUUGAUGGAAACCUACCCUUCCCGUAUCAGUCCGGUUGGAUGCCUCCCUGCUCAUUUGCUGGGUGAUAUGUGGGGUAGAUUUUGGACAGAACUAUACUCCUUGACAGUACCUUUUCAACAGAAACCAAACAUAGAUGUUACUGAUGCAAUGGAGAGCCAGUCCUGGGAUGCAGAGAAGAUAUUCAAAGAGGCUGAGAAGUUCUUUGUAUCUGUUGGUCUUCCUCCUAUGACUCAAGGAUUCUGGAAAAACUCCAUGCUAACUGAGCCAGGAGAUGGUCAGAAAGUGGUCUGCCACCCCACAGCUUGGGACAUGGGGAAGAACGACUUCAGAAUCAAGAUGUGCACAAAGGUGACAAUGGACCACUUCUUGACAGCCCACCAUGAGAUGGGACACAUUCAGUAUGAUAUGGCAUAUGCCAUUCAACCAUUCCUGCUAAGAGAUGGAGCUAAUGAAGGGUUUCAUGAAGCUAUUGGGGAAAUAAUGUCACUUUCUGCAGCUACACCUGAGCAUCUGAAGUCCAUUGGUCUACUGCCACCUGAUUUUCAUGAAGACAAUGAAACAGAAAUAAACUUCCUACUUAAACAAGCACUCACGAUUGUUGGAACUUUGCCCUUCACUUACAUGCUAGAGAAGUGGAGGUGGAUGGUCUUCAGGGGUGAAAUUCCCAAAGAGCAGUGGAUGAAAAAGUGGUGGGAGAUGAAGCGAGAGAUAGUUGGAGUGGUGGAACCUUUGCCUCAUGAUGAGACAUACUGUGACCCUGCGUCUCUGUUUCAUGUUUCUAAUGAUUACUCAUUCAUCCGGUAUUACACAAGGACCAUCUACCAAUUUCAGUUUCAGGAAGCCCUUUGUAAAGCAGCGAACCAUGUAGGCCCCCUGCACAAAUGUGAUAUCUCAAACUCCACCGAAGCUGGGCAGAAGUUGCUCAAUAUGCUGAAACUUGGAAAAUCAGAACCUUGGACCUUAGCAUUGGAAAGUAUUGUAGGAACAAAGAAUAUGGAUGUAAAACCGCUGCUUAACUACUUUCAGCCCUUGUCUACCUGGCUGCAAGACCAAAACAGGAAUUCUUUUGUGGGGUGGAACACUGAGUGGAGUCCGUAUUCUGAAGAAAGCAUCAAAGUGAGGAUAAGCCUAAAAUCAGCUCUUGGAGAGGAUGCAUACAAAUGGGAUGAUAAUGAAAUGUACUUGUUCCGAUCAUCAGUUGCAUAUGCCAUGAGAAAGUAUUUUUUGGAUGUGAAAAAUCAGACGGUUCUUUUUAGCUGGGAAGAUGUACGGGUGAGUGAUUGGACACACAGAGUCUCCUUCACCUUCUUUGUCACUGAACCUAAUAAUGUAUCUAACAUCAUUCCUAAGACUGAAGUUGAAGAUGCUAUCAGGCUGUCCCGGAGUCGUAUCAAUGACGUUUUUCGCCUGGAUGAUAACACUCUGGAGUUUCUGGGGAUUUAUCCGACACUUAGUCCUCCUUACGAGCCACCUGUCACCAUAUGGCUGAUUGUUUUUGGUGUUGUGAUGGGAUUGGUAGUGGUUGGCAUUGUCGUCCUAGUCAUCACUGGGAUCAGAGAUCGAAGGAAGAAAAAGCAGAAACAAAGAGAAGAAAACCCUUACUCUUCUGUGGACAUUGGUAAAGGAGAAAAUAAUACAGCAUUCCAAAACAGUGAGGAUAAUCAGACUUCAUUUUAGAAAAAUCUGUAUUUUUCCUCUUAAGGUGAUUUUUACUAUAAGACAUGUUAGUUUCACAGUAUAGAAAAUGUGUUAUGAGGGUGUCAUUAAAUAUCAAAACUAUGGCUGUGCUCAGGAAAAGUUGACCAAAGACACUGUGACUGGGGAGUGGGCAUCUUUAUUGAUGUGGCUUUCAGUAUUUAUUUCUGCCUCAGGACUUGAUUUCUCUUCUAGUUCCUCAUGUUUGUAUUAGAAUAAAGUAGAGAUUAUAUGUCUUUGGCCUCACAGGCUGCCCAGGGAUAGUGGACAUACAGUCUAUUGAAUAACUAGAGUUGGAAAGCAAAAAGGAUACAUCACUAUGUUAUGAGAACAAUAAUUGGGGCUUGUAUAAAAUCUGUGCUGGCAAACUGUUGGAGCUACAUAGAUUAAGAUGGGACCCACUAUUCACUUUUAUUUAAUUCAAUUGAGAAGGAUGAAGGAGGACAUGUUUUAUUUACAUCAACUCUGUUCAAGCUCUAUAGUAAUUUGCCCACAGUGAUGUUUGAAUGGACCAUGGCUACUUCAGGGUGGCAGGGCUACAGAAAGAAAAAGGAGAAUCCAAAGUGUGGAUAGGGGACGCUGCCUUUUCACUUUCAAGCUGCUCGGUCAACAUCUUCCUGACAACACAACGCUAGCACAGGACCUCCAUGAAUCCCCAGAACAUGCCUGAAGGAAACUGGCUUUCAUUAUUCCCUAAACAUAGAGUCAUUGAAAUUCCAACUGAAUAUUUCCCCUCUGAUGUGAACACUCAAUCUCUUAAAUCUUUUAUAUUCUCCCAUAGUGUCUGAGUAGUGCUGAGCACAAAGCAUGCACUCAAUAAAUACACACUCCUGUGGUAUUCUGCAUAUCUGCGUACUGGGGCUCCUACACAUUCUGUCUUCUCUUCAUUUCCUUAGACAAAACUGUCACCUGACUGUCAGGAACCUUUGACCACCAGAUGACUUAUGAUGUAUCCUAAAUCCUCAAAUUGCCUUCUUAGACAAGCAAUUGUAAAAUCAGUUAAAAAAGAAUUGUGUUCAGAGUGUAUACAUCCCCAAAUUAGGAGCCAAACCUAGUACCCCAGUACUGCUUUUAUAUUUUUCAGUCCUCAGCCUAGUUCUGAGUACCAUAUGCACUGCAUACUUGGAGACUGAUUAAAACUACGUUAAAUAGAUUAACAUGUCCAAACUUUACCCAUUAAGUCAUACUAUAUAUUGACCAAAAUAAUGUAACAGUGACUUUACCCUUAAUAAAUUCAAUGUGAUAAUGAUAAUGGUGGAUCAAUUAGUUAGGUCAGGGGAGGAUGACUUUCAGAAAACUCUAUAAAAUAGCCUCAAAUCAAAUGAGGCUGGGUCAUUUGAGGUUCUUCAGCAUGUUUUAAUUGUCUGGUACUCAGGUAGCAAUGACAGAACUCUUUGUUUUUGCCUUGGACCCAUGCCUUUCCACUCAAGCUUCCUUAAUCCACCUGUCUCGCCAUCUUGCCAUUCAUUGGGCCCAUAGCUUGGAGGAACAUACAAUAGCAGUUUCUCCUCAUUUGAGUAUCCAUUUCAUUGACAACAAUGCCUAGCUGUAACAAAGAAAUUAGGAAAACCUGUUCAUUUCCUGAUUUAAUCUUACAGGUUUUUAAACACAGUCCUCAUUUUGCCUACCAGGUAGGGCUUGCGGUUCUUCACUAAUGCAAUGACAUCCUCUGAGGGAUGGAAACUCUACAAAGAGGGUCCAGUACCCAGGCCAACGCGAGAGUUGGCAAACUAUGACCCAUGGGCCAAAUCCUGCUCAUUACCUGUUUUCGUAUGAACUAUGAAUUCGCCAUGAUUUUUGUAAUUUUCAAUGAUUGGGGAAGAAAACAGAAUAAUAUUUAGGACAUAUGAAAAUGAUAUGAAAUUCAAAUUUCAGUGCCUAUUGGAACCCAACCACAGUCAUUCAUUUUCAUAUUGUCUAGGGCUGCUUUCCUGCUACCAAGUACAGCUGAGUGGUUGAUAGAGAGGUGGUAUGGCCCACAAAGUCUUUUACAGGCUAACUUUGCUGAGCUCUGGGCUAUAAGGAACCAAGGAUGAAAUGAAACUAGAAAUGUAGGAGACCCAUGUGGAGCUUAGAGACCUGAGAGACAUUUAUUUAUGGAAUCUGAAGCUAUUCUCUGAGUGUUUCCUUCCUGAGAAUUUAACGGUUUUUAUGGAGUUGAGUUGGCACAGGAAGUAAUCAGGCUAGAAAGGGAAGGUUCUGCCUUCUUCAUCCGUGAUGUCCCUCGAUGAAUUUUUCUUCAUUUGAGAUUCACCCCUUGCCUAUUUAGGUAAUGAUAGGGCCUGUGAUCCAAUCUCUCUUCCUUAUAUACCUACUCCCAAGUCAGAAUAAAAACUAAGAAACUCUGCUUUCCAUAUCUAUUAUGUUGAAACCUUUGUCUUGAUUAACUCAAGUUAAUAUGAUAUGAGUUUUGCUGGACUUCAUGUUUGACUUUUGAAUUUAACCUGGUAAAUGCUUUACGUGAAGUUGCUCUUGGACUUGUCCUUUGGGAAAUUUCUUAUCAUAAGUCUGCCUUUCUCUUCACUCCUUAGAAAGUAUAAGCAGACUCUUGAUUUAAAGUUAUAACAAUAGGGGCUGGAGAUUUAGCUCAGUGGCAUAAGCGCCUAAGCAGGCAGUCCUGAGUUCGAUCCCCGGUACCGAUAAAAAGACAAAAAAAAAAAAAAAACACAUAAAGUUAUAACAAUAAAUGUGCAUAUCACCAUAAAGCACAGCUGAAACACAUUUUAAAAAUUGUUAUGAAUGUUUUAAAAUAGUAUGAACAUUCUUCCUCAUUUGGCUCCUCCUGACAUCAGAGGACUUAUUUUCUGAUAAACCUCUCACAGCAUCUUAAAUUCUUGCUUGACUUAAUUGCUGGAACCAGGCUUCUAAGCAAGGCUUUGGCUUUUUAAAAAUUUCUCUGCAUCAUUAUUUUUAUCUUUCAUCUUUUUUAAAAUUAAGGCUUAGGUUUCUUUUCCCAGCAAAUAAUCCUGUGUUAUUUGAAUUUUUGCAAUAAGCAUGUAUUACUUUUGUUAUAAAGCAGAUUUUUUUCAAAUAUCAAACAUACAAAAAUAAAAGGAAGAAAGGAAACAACCUUGAAGAAGGAGGUCAGAAAGAAAGGUCAGCAUGAUGUGGUACAGGUUCUUGCUGGACAACAUCUGAGCGAGUAGAAAGCCUGAUGCCCCACCUGAGGGUAGGCCAUUGAGAAGGAAGGUUUGUGUAAUUUGUGUUUUCAUUUCCCUUGGGGGGGGGGACCUGGCACCUAGAAAAUACUAAACAAAUCAUUGGAUGGAUGUAUACAAAUACUCUAUUGAUUAUUUUCAAAGUUACAUUUCAAUGUACCCCAAGUUUAUAUACCUCUCUGAAAAGUAGAAGACUAAUAUCUCAUGCUAAUUUUCUUUGAAAUGAAAGAAUUUUUAAGUGUCAGGAAAUAAGAAAGAGGGAACAUUCGAGCUAUCAGAUAGGAGAAAGAGUGAGUGGGAAGAAAAAGGGUCUAACUAUCUCUUAGGGCGAGUUAUUUACUUUUAUCUGAAAAUAGCAGUAGGGGUGCUGUUAUUAUAAUAGUGCCCUCUGCACAAACUUUCCCUUUCCCUUACUGACAUCGUGGAAAAGACAAUGAAAUGUUCUGAGAUAAAACCUAUGGGUCAGCAGAAGGUCAUGAAGGAGCACAUUCCCAGGAAGAAUUUAAAACUAAAAUACCUUUUAAAAAUAGUUAUGAGAAGCUAAAUCAGUACUUCUGUAUCUUUAAAAUAAAAGACUGAAACAGAAAUUUGGCUGACACAUGAGCCUGAAGCCCCAGAGCCCCAAACUCAAAAAUUUAGAAUGAGACCAUCUUUAAUCUUAGAAAUAAGACCAUGGUUACACUGAGUUGUGACUGAUUAUGGGUAAGUUGAAAGUUAAGGUAAAAGGUAUCAAAAUUCUAUGUCAGCAUAUUGUUGUAAUAAAUUCAUCAGAUCUUUCAUCACUGUAAUUAUUAACACAUAUUAAUUGUUUAAAUUCAUGAGUUUCACUACUUACCAGAUGAUAACCAUGACUAUGUUAUUUCUUUGUUGUCAUAGUUUUAGUUUACUCUCAUGUUCCCCUUAAAGUACUUGUGUUCAGCUAUGGGCCAGAAUACUUUGUCUUCAAUAAAAACAGACUUUCAGAGUGUCACGCAGCUACCCGGGAACACAAACCUCUGAGGAACUGUUUGAAUAACUUAAGACCAUCUUGCUGUACUAAAUCAAGAUUGCCAGAAACCUAGUGAAGAAGUUGAUUCAUGAAAUUGCUGAAUCGAAAUCUGCAUAAUUUUAUUAUGUUUUCCAAGAAGUAAAUUUAAGUAAAUGAGCUAAAUUUGA